Messenger RNA from Rhincodon typus (whale shark), 517 nucleotides. RefSeq lists its product as uncharacterized. The transcript is spliced from 4 exons. The record is from RefSeq and is a predicted model, not a curated record. The coding region runs from base 1 to 423 and encodes 140 amino acids. Lineage: Eukaryota; Metazoa; Chordata; Chondrichthyes; Orectolobiformes; Rhincodontidae.
AUGGCGUCGGCUGUACCGGAAGUGGCGUACCGGGUGGCGGCGGAUGAGACGUCAUCCGUGGAAUCCGACUACAUCUCCCAAAGGGCAGCGCGUCGGUGCGCACGCGCUCACGGACAGUUUCUCUCACCCCUUCCCCUCAAACCUCCGGCCGUUGACAUCCUCCAUGUGGGGAGGUGGCAGGUACGGAGAGGACGGAACGGCAGCCUAAAGUCGAGGUGGCUGGAGCUUGAAGGUGUUCCGCGACUUGCGUGCGAUUCAAACGUGGAGUGCUGUGGAGGAAUUGCCAGUUUGGAUUACGGCAAGGCACAUUCCAGAAGGAGAUAUGUGAUAGUCUGUAACCCCCCACAGCCACUUCAAGGGCAGCAUGCAGUGAUGCGGCAGACCGGCGUACAAGAGGGAUUGCAUAGAUCGACAUUUCAAUAAUGGCCAAUGUUUUCAGCUACUUCGAUUGGACAGACGUGAAGUUCAAUAUUGCUAUCUUGGCUGUUGCUUUCAACCCAUUGUUCUGGAAUAUUGU